CAGCUGGGCAGUGACAGAGUCACAGAGGUCGUGAAGAAGAUUCUUUGGUAAUUGUGCAAACAUAAGCCAGAUUCGUGACCUUUCUGUUCUUCGGGACACCAGGGUCAGAAUCAUCUUCCCUCAUGGAUGGCCUGUGGAAUGAAGAUUGUUAAAGCUACUGCUGAGCCCAUGUUGACUACAGGCUUUCCUUGAUUUCCCAUAGAAAGUACCAUCCAUCCUUCCUGAAAGAAAUUAUUCUUCCUUCUGAAAAUCAGACUCUGGUCAUGAGAUGAAACCAUUCUCUCACCACCUCCUGUGGAUAUUUCCCUUGUCUGACUUCACCACUCAUCCCGACAUACUACAGAAAGACAUGAGAGAGACCAAAAACACAUCCCUGGACACCAUCGUGACAGGCUUCAUUCUCCUGGGCUUACCUCACCCCCCCAGUCUGAGGACCCUCCUCUUCCUGGUCUUCUUCAUCAUUUACAUCCUGACUCAGCUGGGGAACCUGCUCAUUCUGCUCACCGUGUGGGCUGACCCAAAGCUCCACGCUCGCCCCAUGUACAUUCUUCUGGGCGUGCUCUCAUUCCUGGACAUGUGGCUCUCCUCAGUCAUUGUCCCUCGGCUAAUAUUGGAUUUUACUCCUGCCAGCAAGGCAAUGCCCUUUGGUGGCUGUGUGGCUCAACUGUAUUUCUUUCACUUCCUGGGCAGUACCCAGUGUUUCCUCUACACCUUGAUGGCCUACGACAGGUACCUGGCAAUAUGCCAGCCCCUGCGCUACCCCGUGCUCAUGAAUGGGAGGUUAUGCACCAUCCUCGUGGCUGGGGCUUGGGUGGCCGGCUCCAUCCAUGGGUCUGUCCAGGCCACCCUGACCUUCCGUCUGCCAUACUGUGGGCCCAACCAAGUGGAUUACUUUAUCUGUGACAUCCCUGCAGUAUUGAGACUGGCCUGUGCUGACACGACCGUCAAUGAGCUUGUGACCUUUGUGGACAUUGGGGUGGUGGCUGCCAGUUGCUUCAUGUUAAUUCUGCUCUCCUACGCCUGCAUAGUCCGCGCCAUCCUCAAGAUACGCACUGCUGAUGGGCGGCGCCGAGCCUUCUCCACCUGCGGCUCCCACCUAACCGUGGUCACAGUCUACUAUGUCCCCUGCAUUUUCACCUACCUCAGGGCUGGCUCCAAGAGUCCCCUGGAUGGGGCAGUGGCUGUGUUUUACACUGUUGUCACUCCAUUACUGAACCCCCUCAUCUAUACCCUGAGGAACCAGGAAGUGAAGUCCGCUCUGAAGAGAAUAACAGCAGGUGGAAAGGCCACCAGAGAAAACAAGUAACUACAGGCCCAGGGACUUCCUGCCUCACCAUUGCUACCACACCUCUCAGCUUCUGCUGCGUGUGGCAAACGUUCAAAAAUAUAU
This is a messenger RNA of Leopardus geoffroyi (Geoffroy's cat), 1390 nucleotides long. Its product is annotated as olfactory receptor 10G2-like. Gene Ontology annotation, biological process: G protein-coupled receptor signaling pathway. Gene Ontology annotation, cellular component: membrane. Gene Ontology annotation, molecular function: olfactory receptor activity; G protein-coupled receptor activity. The coding region runs from base 269 to 1306 and encodes 345 amino acids. Lineage: Eukaryota; Metazoa; Chordata; Mammalia; Carnivora; Felidae. The record is from RefSeq and is a predicted model, not a curated record. The transcript has 4 exons.